CCCGCCGCUCGAAUAUUUUCUGCGGCCAAGAUUUCGAAAACUAGGGACUUUUUUGGUGAGCUUUCAACGCUUCUACACUCGCAACAAACACCACCACCACCAACGUUCACUCCUUCACAUCCUAACCUGUCACCGACAGAUUCAAUACGCUCAGAUGGCCAAGGGUGUGCUCAAAACUGCGCUCGACGCGCAUAAGAACCGUAACUACAAGCUCGAGCGGCAGCGCAAGCAGGAAAAAGCAGCGAAGAAAAAGAAGCAGGAAGCCGCGGCUCAGAAUGAAGAUGGCGAAGAUGUAGAGGAAGGAGGUGUGCAGCUGAACGAGUCGGUUGGCGCAAAGGUCAAUGGCGAAAAGAAAGGCAAAGCCAAGAAUGCAAAGAGCCCAAAGGCAACGAAAACCGAGCCAGAGUGGGAAACAGAGGAGAGCGAGAACGACUCGGAUGAUGACGAUGAUAUUCCAGAUGAGACCGCGCUGGGUCUAGCUCGUUUGGACGACAGUGAAAGCGACAUUAGCGGCGACGAUUCGGAAGAUGACGAGGAGGAAGAGGAUGAUGAAGCCGAGGAGGAAGAGGACAUUGCGCUUUCUGAUAUCGAGUCUCUUGCAUCCGAAGACAAGGGCGACAUCAUCCCCCACCAGCGCCUUACUAUCAAUAACACGACCGCCCUGACCGCUGCCGUGAACCGCAUCCAACUACCCUACUCGAAACUCGCCUUCUCGGAACACAUGUCGGUCGUGACUGAUGAGCCUGUGGAGAUUGAAGACGUCGAAGAUGACCUCAAUCGCGAACUCGCAUUCUACAAACAGGCGUUGUCUACUGUGAAAGAUGCGCGGAAGUUGUUGAAGAAGGAGGGUGCGCCGUUCUCACGACCUGCGGACUACUUUGCCGAAAUGGUCAAGAGCGACGAGCACAUGGGCAAGAUCAAGCAGAAGUUGAUUGAUGAUGCGGCAGGCAAGAAAGCAGCUGCUGAAGCCCGCAAACAGAGGGAUCUGAAGAAAUUCGGCAAGCAAGUCCAGGUCGCCAAACUACAAGAGCGUGCCAAGGAAAAGAAGGACACGAUGGAGAAGAUCAACCUUCUCAAACGAAAGCGAUCUGGCGCCGACGUCACAAAGACUAACGAGGAAGACCUUUUCGAUGUUGAACUCGACCACGCUGAUGAACCCGGUGAUCGCCGCAGGAGCGGAGGCACUGGCGAUGGCAAGAACUUCAAGCGCGCAAAGAAGAACGAGAAAUACGGUUUCGGUGGCAAGAAGAGACAUGCUAAAAGCAAUGAUGCGAAGUCAAGCGCAGACGGCAGGGAUUUCUCGCAUAAGAAGAUGAAGGGCAAGACUGGCGCUGCUGCGCGACCCGGAAAGGCCCGUAGGAUGAAGUCGAAAUAG
Messenger RNA from Periconia digitata, 1375 nucleotides. Lineage: Eukaryota; Fungi; Ascomycota; Dothideomycetes; Pleosporales; Periconiaceae. The record is from the annotation of a GenBank genome assembly.